Striga hermonthica is the source of this 2937-nucleotide messenger RNA. The record is from the annotation of a GenBank genome assembly. Lineage: Eukaryota; Viridiplantae; Streptophyta; Magnoliopsida; Lamiales; Orobanchaceae.
AUGGUCGUGCCAUCAGCCUUCCCCCCUCGUUCGGGGGGGUGUGGGGCCCCCGGUAAUGGUCGUGCCCAUGCACCGGGGACUCAUGGCCUUCCACAGUGCUCCAGUCUUAGGGUGCUACGGUACUUCCGGAAAGAUGGACAUAACUGGAGAAAGAAAAAAGAUGGAAAGACAGUGAAGGAGGCUCAUGAAAGACUCAAGGCUGGGAGUGUUGAUGUACUGCAUUGCUAUUAUGCUCAUGGAGAAGAGAACGAAAAUUUUCAAAGGCGUAGCUACUGGAUGCUUGAAGAGGAGCUAUCUCACAUAGUUCUUGUUCAUUACCGGGAGGUAAAGGGUAGCAGGGCAAACUACAAUCGGUUUAGGGAUGCUGAUGUUACUCCCAAUAGUGGGCAGAAUCCAGAUGUAUCUAAUUCCACUAUGUAUGGAUCAGAAGCUUCUAGAUCUCGACAAUAUGAUCACCAAGGAGCAUCACAGGUCACUGAUACAACUAGCCAUAACAGUACUCAGGCUUCAGAACGUGAAGAUGCUGAAUCAGCAUACAGGCACGAAGCAAACGCUGUACUCCAGUCUAUUCGUGAGUUACAAUUGCCUGCAAAGCAAAAGAUGGAAGUUGGUUCUAUUCCUUAUUAUCCAGUUCCGACAUCAAAUAAUUAUCAAGGACAAUUGUCAGCUCUUCCUGAUACGAGUUUUGGAAAUAUCCAACAAGGAGAAACAAGUGAAAUAACUACAGAUAUUUCUUUUACAUACGGUCUUCACCGCAAUGAUGUCCCGACUUGGGAAAAAAUUGUUGAAAGCAGUAAUUCCGGUUUUGAAUCUGUGAAUUUUCAGUCUUCACUUGCUUCAACCCAGUCAAGUGCAGUUAGCAUAAUGCCUGGCCAAGACAAUCAACUCUUCGAUCAAGCUUUUACUGGUGUGUUUGGGAAAAGGCAAGAGCUUGGGAGCCAUUCUGGUGGCAUUGAAGCGUGGCAGGCUUCAGAGAGUGAUUCUUCGCAGAUGUCAAAGUGGUCUACGGAUCAGAAGUUGGAUGGUAACCUGAAUUUAGGGCAGAACACAUAUUAUUCAUCAGUGGGUCAGCCUCUGUUGAAUGAUCGUAGAACCAAACCAAAUGAUGCUAAUCAAGUGGAAAUUUCCGAUUCAUUGGGACUUCCAGAUAUACAUCUAACAGAACAAAAUGGAAAUACGGUUGAAAGUUCUCUUAGAUCAGAUUGCAGCCAAAACCUGAAUCUAGAUAAUAAAACCAAUUAUUCUGCUUUAAGACAGCCUUUAUUGGACGGUGUUAUGCGAGAAGGUCUCAGAAAACUAGACAGCUUUGACCGUUGGAUGAGUAAAGAACUUGGUGAUGUGGCCGAGUCAACAAUGCAUCCUGGUUCUGGGGUAUACUGGGAGACUGUUGGAAGUGAAGAUGGAGAUGAAUCUGGCAUUUCUACUCAGGCCUUAGAUAACUACGUCCUUGGUCCUUCUCUCUCUCAAGACCAGCUCUUUAGCAUUAUUGACUUCUCUCCAAAUUGGGCAUUUUCUGGGACAGAAAUUAAGGUGCUUAUUUCGGGAAGAUUCUUGAGGAGUUAUGAUCAGGUGGAGAAGUAUGGAUGGGCAUGCAUGUUUGGCGAAAUAGAAGUUCCUGCACAAAUUGUAGGAGAUGGAGUUCUCAGAUGCCUUACACCUGCACAUGAGACGGGAAGGGUUCCAUUCUAUAUCACAUGUUCUAAUAGAUUAGCAUGCAGUGAAGUACGAGAAUUCGAGUUUCUCGGUUCUGUUCAGGAUGUGGAUCUUGGGGAUACUUCCGAUGAAACCCUUCUUCACAUGAGAUUCGUAAAACUGCUGUCUCUUGGAUCAAGCACUUCUGAAGCCUCUGUCCAAGCUAUUUCACCCAGGACCUCGGAAUUAUGCCUCAAAAUCAGUGCUCUUUUGAGAGAUGAUACUGAGUGGGAACAGAUGUUGAACAUCACUAAGCAGGAUGAGUUUUCAGCGGAUAAGGUGAAGGAUCAGCUGCUACAGAAGCUUCUGAAGGAGAAGUUGCAUGAUUGGCUUCUGCAAAAGGUUGGUGAAGGUGAUAAGGGUCCCGGUGUUCUAGAUGAGGGUGGUCAAGGUGUGCUGCAUUUUGCUGCCGCUCUAGGUUAUGACUGGGCUAUACCACCCACCAUAGCUGCAGCUGUGGAGACAGUCUCUGAGCGCACAGCGACGCCAGCUGGCGAUGAAGGUGAUCAGACCCAUGGACUAUCGCUCCAGGACUCCUUGGCGGCCGUACGUAAUGCUACCCAAGCUGCUGCUCGUAUUCAUCAGGUCUUCAGGCUGCAGUCUUUCCAGAGGAAGCAGCUCGAGGAGUACAGUGAUGGCAAAUUCAGGACGUCGAACGAGCGUGCUCUAUCGCUGUUGGCCGGGAAAAGCAAGAGAAGUGGACAGCAUAAUGAGCCGGUUCUUGCAGCUGCCGUGCGUAUUCAGAAUAAGUUCCGGAGUUGGAAGGGCCGAAAAGACUUUUUGCUCAUCAGGCAGCGGGUUAUUAAGAUUCAGGCUCAUGUGAGAGGACACCAGGUUAGGAAAAACUACAGGAAGAUAAUCUGGUCCGUGGGAAUUCUUGAUAAGGUCAUCUUGCGGUGGAGAAGGAAAGGAAGAGGACUGAGCAGGUUUAAAACUGAAACACAAGCCACGGACUCUAGCAUGGUAGAUACAGAAACAAAUGAGGAUGACUAUGAUUUUCUAAAAGAAGGCCGGAAAAAGACGGAGGAGAGAUUGCAGAAGGCCCUUGCGAGAGUGAAAUCUAUGGUUCAAUAUCCUGAAGCCCGAGAUCAAUAUCGCAGGUUGCUGAAUGUUGUCUCAGAAAUGCAGGAAGCCAAGGCAACAUAUGAUAAGGUCUUGAACAAUCCUGAAGUUGAUUUUGACGAUGAUCUGAUCGAUUUUGAAGCUUUGUUGAAUGAUGACACCUUCAUGCCGACAGCGUCUUAG